AUGCUCGUGAGCACGCAAUUUGUCUGCCAGCUCUGUUUCGCAUUCAACUCGCUCCUCCAGACGCACUGCGAGUCGUGUGCUGAAGAGCUCACUUCCGCUCCGGCCAAGCGCCAGGUCCUUUUGAAGCGCAUGGCGGUGGCCAAGAAGAAAGGACUGGGGAUCUACGAUGGUCUUGUCUGCAUCUGCUGCGGCGCACAGCAAUCAAUGGAAGCGGCGAUCUGUAGCGAAUGCGACGAAGCGCUCCCGAACGACCAAGCAAAACUCUGCAUCCUCCAGCGACGCAUUGAGAAAACGAUCAAGCCGACGGCGUAG
Messenger RNA from Saprolegnia diclina VS20, 312 nucleotides. RefSeq lists its product as hypothetical. Bases 1 to 312 code for a protein of 103 amino acids. Lineage: Eukaryota; Oomycota; Saprolegniomycetes; Saprolegniales; Saprolegniaceae. The transcript has a single exon. The record is from RefSeq and is a predicted model, not a curated record.